Messenger RNA from Pieris brassicae (large cabbage white), 6310 nucleotides. RefSeq names its product 1-phosphatidylinositol 3-phosphate 5-kinase (gene fab1). Gene Ontology annotation, molecular function: ATP binding; metal ion binding; 1-phosphatidylinositol-3-phosphate 5-kinase activity. Gene Ontology annotation, biological process: phosphatidylinositol phosphate biosynthetic process; intracellular signal transduction. Lineage: Eukaryota; Metazoa; Arthropoda; Insecta; Lepidoptera; Pieridae. Bases 101 to 5020 code for a protein of 1639 amino acids. Gene Ontology annotation, cellular component: endosome membrane. The transcript is spliced from 34 exons. The record is from RefSeq and is a predicted model, not a curated record.
UUGUUUCAUGUUGCGAAUUUUCUUUUGUAAACAAUAAUUGAAUUCUGUAUUUAUUAAAUAUUCAGUUCAAAUGAUAUUCAGCGGUAUAGUUUAGACAAAAAUGGAUAAAAAUGAUAAUUCUCAACUCACAGAGUUUCCGCGCUUUGAAUCUGAAUCUAAUCAGAGUGGCGUAACAAUGUUUUUUAAUAAACUAUGGAAAUUACCCUUAUUUUCUCCAAACGAAAGUGACGAUCACACGGAAGAUAAAAUAUCGGGUGAUAAUAAAUAUACUCAGCUUGAGGAUCCUAGUAAGAAAGAAGUCGAUUUAAAAAAUGAUCCUUCGUGCAGUCAGACAACUGAAAGUGGGCGCAAUGUUAUGAGAAAAAUUAGUGUUUUCAGUUCGGGGAGUGGCACUCGAUAUGCUGACACAGAUCUAGCAAGAUAUUGGAUGCCAGAUGAUAUAUCACGGGAAUGUUAUGAAUGUGCAGCGCGUUUUGGUGCAUUACGUCGUAGACAUCAUUGUAGAGUAUGUGGACAGAUAUUUUGUUCAAGAUGUUGCAGUCAACGUGUGCCAGGCCAGAUUUUUGGGUGUGCUGGUGAUUUGCGUGUUUGUACUUAUUGUUGUAAUGUAGUACUCAGCUAUCUACGUGAAAAUGACAUCACUGGUGAAAUAUAUCCCGACUUGCGAAUGUUACAGGAGAACCUUCAGACAAAAUGUCCAGAAAAGAAAUCAAACUCAACAGGAAAUCGAGACUUUAUGUUUGCCCGCGAGCAAGAGAACUGUGAAGUGCGAAGUUCCACCAAAGAUAUACAUGAUAUCUACAGACAGUUGUCAUUUUCACUUCCAACUCAACAUCAUAGAUACCGUUUAGUGAGAUAUAGCAACGUAUGGCGAGGAUGUGACGUCAUACAAUGGGUUAUGGAAAAUACUCUGAAUAAAACCAGGGCCCAGGCGUCAAUGUUUUGUCAGAGCCUCUUGCAACAAGGCUAUAUGGAGCAGGUGACCGAUCCACCUCAUUUCGCUGAUUAUGGCCUCUAUCGACCUCUGAAUUUGGUCUGCACCGAACCUGACGUCUCAACUGAUGAAAACAAUGAAGAAGCCGAAACGACCAGAUUGGUUGAAAGUGUGUCUUCAUAUUGUCUGGAUCUGAAUCUAGGCGAUAGUUCAGCGCGACUUAUAAAGUCUACUAAAAGAGAACCAGCAGUUAAGACACCAGAGGAGGAACAAUUGGUUAUAGAAAACAAUGACAGUAGCGAAGUGCGGCCUAUAUGUAAAGCGAUAGAGGAAUCAGGGGUCGAACAUAUUAAGCUGCUACUACGCCAAUGCCUCGCGCGACAGGCUCUAUGUUCUAGCUGGGCUGACGUGUUGUAUCCGCUCUGUGUACACGCCGCCCAUAUUACGUCACCAGACCUAAUGGGCGCUGAUAUAGAUGUACGGAACUACGUCCAAGUAAAGAAAGUCCCCGGUGGGGAGAAACGAGACAGUGUGGUUGUACCUGGCGUUGUUAUAUCCAAGAAUGUUGUACAUAGAGGAAUGCCUCGACAGAUUACAAACCCCACUGUAUUACUCCUUGACUGUUCAAUCGCGUACCAACGAGUUGAGGGGAAACUUACCUCCUUGGAGCCUGUUUUAAUGCAGGAACAAGAAUAUUUAGUACGAUGUGCCGCGCGCAUAUCAGCGCUGCGUCCGCGCGUAGUGCUCGUUAAGGGAGGCGUCGCACGCGGCGUACAGGAUGCGUUGAGGGAACAGGGUGUGGCUCUGGCAAUAGGAGUGCGCGAUAGAGCGUUACGUCGUGUGUCACGAUGCGCACGCGCUGAUCUUGUCGCGUCUAUUGACGCACGCAUCGGCAUGCCCAAACUUGGUACUUGCAAGAAUUUUAGUAUUAAAAAUUAUACCAGUAAAACCUUAAUGGUUCUAGAAGGCUGCGCCGAACCCAAUUUGGGAUGCAGUAUUUUACUACGAGGUGGCACUCAACAAGAACUAACACGUGUUAAAAAAGUAGCGAAAUUCAUCCUUCUUGCGUGUUAUAACUGGAAAUUGGAAAAGGCCUUCUUAGGGGACAUUGAAGCUGUAUUGCCAGAACCAGGCAUGAGUUUUAUAGAAGACCCAAUUGACACCAAAAUUGUUGAAAAAGACAUCGAAAUUGGUGAAGCUGUUCUGGAAAGGAUUAAGACAAAUGAAUCGGACGAUAGUGAUAUUUUUGAUGGGAAAAUUAAUUACGAUAUCAAAGUUGAAGAAAGUAAAGAAGUGGAUUCAAGUGAUUUAAAAAAUGAAGAAAAUGAUGAAACAAAUGAAUCUGAAACAAAAAUUGAAGUUAAAGAAAUUGAGGAUCCGCUGAAGAAACAAUAUCGUAAAAUGGAUAGUGAUAAAAAUCUUAGUUGUGGAGUUCCGAUAAAGGAUUUCAGUGAUCCACUAAGGUCUACUGUGUCGAUGGAGGAUGAUGUCUUUCUACCCGUCGAAGCUGAGUUAAAGGCUGAUACGAAAGCUGAAAGGUGGUGCACCGAUGACGUGGUGCUAUCGAUGUCGCCUAACAUCGUGAUUCCUGCCCCGCCUAGGCCCAUUCGGCCUCAACCCCCCCACACCCCACGGGAAUUGAGGCACCAGGUGGAUUCUAAACCGGUGGAAAGACAGCUCAAGGAGCCCCACCCUUUCGUGAAGCAAGCGAUAACAGCACCGGCCGAUGAUUUGUCCGUAAAACGGAUGCUUGCUAACUUCAGAGCGACUGGUUGCCGGCUUGUUGCUGACAAACAUAAACCGGAAUGUCCGAAAUACAGUCCAUCGGUCGUUAAGCCGGUACUGAGUGAGGUAGAGACAAACAAAAAGAAGGAAUCUGAGUGCUUGGACCCCUUGGACCCAGAACACCAUCAGAGACUGAGUUUAUUGUUGUACAGUCAUUGCAAUAAGUCACCCAAUGUUCCAGACUUUUGUGUAAAUCCCUGGAUAGUGACGAUGGAGAUGUACGGUCGUCACGAUAUAUCUUUGGGCGCGUUUUUAGAGAAGUACUGCUUCAACCCAGACCACAAAUGUCCAUCACCCAACUGUCAUGUGCCUAUGAACCAGCAUAUACGCAGAUUCGUCCAUGGCGACGUGUGUAUAUCGAUAACAUGCAACACGAUUGGACACAGCAAUAUGGACAAAACCAAGGAGGAUCAAAAUAAGCAGGUAAUGUUCUGGUCCCGUUGCGAAGCCUGCGGGAUAAUAUCCCGUGGCGUGCCACUGUCCCGGUCGGCGUUAGGGCUGUCUCUGGCCCAGUACGUGCGACAGCGCGUCGCGGCUCCGCGCUAUGGACGCAAGUUGUGUGCGCACCCGCUCAACAAACAUUCGCACGCGUUCGUUACUCGACUCACUACUGCUUGUUUCAGGUACAAUAAGAUAAAGACAUACGAUAUCCAGCUGCCUCCAGACGUGAUUUCGAUCGACUAUGACACAAAACUGAUGCGAGACUCGCUGAUAGCGCAUUUAAACGAACUUAUGCUUAAAGGCCAUGAAACAUUAAGUGUUGGUGAUGGCGACGCAGAGCGUGAAUACAGCGUGUUCAAACAACACAUGGAACAAAUCCACUUGGCGCUAACUGCGCCUGCGCAUCCUAACACAUCUCUCACUGAAGUGGUUCGUCGUCUGUGGAAUGUGUAUGAUAACAUUAUAACUGGCGAGAAAAUGUUAAGGGACGCGCAGGACAAAUUAUCUCCCAAUACAAAGAACAAAGUGAUCAUGGAGUCUAAUGUGGAAGAAAGAACUGAUUCGGAGGAUUCUGCCUGCGACUCAUCGAAUGAAAUCAAUUUGGAUAUUAAUUUGGAUAAGGAACAUAUUGGUACAGAAGAAGAGGAAGAAAGAGGUGAUAAAAAGACAGUUAAACAGAUAUUGUCUCAACUCCUCACUAAUAAUCAACCCUCGAAUCAGACGGGGAUGAUAAUAUCGAGCGGAGUGUUGCCAGUGCUUGUAAAAGCGGGGGAAAUUGGAUCAGUUAUUGCGGCAACACUUGCUUCUGUGACGUACCAACUUAGCUUGCAGCAACACAAACAGAGACAUAGUACUCAGUCGGAGUUAGAAGAUGAUUUAACAUCAAGUAAAGACAAAGUUGAUGGGGACAAAGCUAAAGUGAAAUCUAAUGACCAUAUCGAAGUUUUGUUAAAGGAUGGUUUAAUAUGCCGCGUGUACUACGCAGUACAAUUUCACAAAUUGCGACACAUGCUAUUGGCUAAUAUUAGUGGGGAAAGAGCGGAUUCAGGGGACGAAAGCAAGUGCUGUGACCCGCUUAGAAGAGAAGAGAAGGAAACUAAAGGUGUAUGUGAAAUAGAAGAGGGCUUCAUCAGGUCCCUGGCGCAUUGCGUGCCCUGGGCCACCAGGGGAGGAAAGUCGGGUUCUACCUUCUGCAAAACUAAAGACGACCGAUACGUACUAAAAGAGAUGACGAAACCAGAAUGGCAACAAUUCUUGGAGUUUGCGCCUCAUUACUUCAACUACGUCACUAGUUGUCGGGCCAAUGGAUCGUCUAGUUUGCUUGCCCGCAUCUUGGGCGUGUUCAGCGUGGGCGGAGCGGGAAGCGGCGUGCUGGUCAUAGAACACGUCUGGUACGGACCCACAAGAGGGGAUAUGUUGCGGUUCGACCUUAAAGGCGCCGCUCGUCACAGACUAGCGACUGGAGCUGCUUCGAUGCCGCCGAAUCAAGCCGUGCUUGUCGAUGAUAAUCUUCUUGCGCUACGCUGGGACCGUCAGUUAUACGUGGAGUCGAGUACGGGGAGUAAGCUUUGGGCGAGUUUGGAGCGGGACACAUCAUUUUUGGCUCAGCAUCACGUCAUGGAUUACUCCCUUCUGUUGGGAAUACAGGAUGACACCCUAGUACUAGGGAUAAUUGACUACAUCCGAACAUUUACAUGGGAUAAGAAGUUGGAACAUUUAGUUAAAAAGAACUUGGGUUCUGGUCAACCCACAGUAGUAUCACCGGAACAGUACAAGCGACGGUUUUGUGCGGCGGCAAGGAAAUACUUUCUGCAGUGUCCCGAACAUUGGCAUCAGCUUAAUGAUAUGAAAGAUGUCUAGUUGGGAAUAAUUAACGGAUCAAGGUGAGAUUUUAACAAAACCUUUGUAAAAGUAGUUUUUUUUGUUAAUAUAAAACAUAUCGUUUCAGUCGUGUAGAAAACGUUUUAUUGUUCGGUUAACUGUCUAAUAGUCAAAUAUUAUUCUGUAAGAAAUGCAGUUAAAUUCUAGGCUAUAAGAUGGUAUCAACAAACAAAGAAUCUUCGACGCUUAAAUUAUGAUUUUAAUGUUAUAUAUGAAAUUACUUUCGCUGAUUAUUUCUUCAAAUUUAUUGUGUUGACGUAAUAAAAUAAAAAUCUUUUCAAAAAUUUUAUUCUACUUUUGUACAGAAAACGUCACUAACAAUAGAAAAAACUAAUAUGUUGAUGGUAGCUAACUUCAGGGUGUCGGGUUUUUGUGACGGCGCGCGCAUCGUAUAAAAUUACUCUCAUAAUUUAUCCCGACCGCGCCAAAAGAAGUAUAACUUCAAAAACAUUUAUGUAUACAUGUAUAAAUAUAAUAUUAGUAUAAGGGUCUGUCUCACAAAGUAUGGAUAAAGUACCAAAUAGUUAUGCAACGCAUAAAUUAUUUGGGAGAUAAAAGUUUCGAAUAAGGAACUUCUGCUUUCAGCGGACUCAUAACUUAUGGUGAACUUUAUGUGACGAAUAACGCUAUCUGUAUAUCGAAUAUAGCAACAAUAGUGUUUAUCCUACCAAUAAGUAAUAAAUAGCUUAUUUGGAACUUAUAUAAAACUUAUCCGUACAUUGUGAAACAGACCCAUAAUGUUGAAUGAUGUCAAAGUUAAAAUCGCUGUAAAUUUAAGAAUAAAAUAAUUCGGAAAUGUGAGUAUUAAUCGAGUCUCAAAAUUAGUUCUAUUUGUAUAUAAUAAAAAAAUACACGAAAAGGCGAUCGAAAAUCAGUCCAUUAAAGGAAUUUUGAUUUAUAUUUUGUAUUAGUAAAUUCAGGUUUUGAUUUAAAGAAUACAGACUGUAUUCCUGACAGACCCUCAUCAGGGUUUAUGUUUCCAUCGGUAUUCCGUAAUUUCCAAAAUAGUAAAGCGAUUCCAAGUAUGCGACAACAGCGCUACGGAUAUUAACAGAAUUAUAUCGCUAUGGAAAAUUACAGUUCGAUUCUUCUCGGCUUAUUAAGCAAAUUAUGAUCAUGUAAUAUAGAAAAUUUAUAUAAUUAUGUUUUUAGGAAUCUGUAUUAGUAAACCAAAUUAUAUUAGAAUUAAGUUACUGAUGUAUAAUAAAAGCUUAGAAUUGUGAUGUUAUAACAUUCCUUAUCUAUAUUAUUAAACUUUUAUAAAAUAUG